Monodelphis domestica (gray short-tailed opossum) is the source of this 3945-nucleotide messenger RNA. It is a transcript of the gene CCDC88B, whose product is annotated as coiled-coil and HOOK domain protein 88B. Gene Ontology annotation, cellular component: cytoplasm; centrosome. Gene Ontology annotation, biological process: cytoplasmic microtubule organization; cytoskeleton-dependent intracellular transport. The record is from RefSeq and is a predicted model, not a curated record. Gene Ontology annotation, molecular function: microtubule binding; dynein light intermediate chain binding. NCBI's taxonomy places the organism in Eukaryota, Metazoa, Chordata, Mammalia, Didelphimorphia, Didelphidae.
CCCUCCAUCCCUCUGAGGGGUCUCCCGUGUCCCACGUUGGCGACUCGCCCAAAUCCCGUCCCCGGGGAGGCCCCCCUCCUCCUCGGCGGCUCCUGGGAAGCUCAGGCCUCGGGACGCCCCCGGAUCCCGGGGCUCGGAGGGGCCUCCCAGGGCCUCCAGGCCCCUCCCUGGCCUUCCAGCAUGAAGGAAGAGCCUCGGCCAGAGUGCGUGUGCGUCUGUGGGGGGACUCGAACCCGGCUCUCCCGAUGGCUUGUUCCACUCCCUUCUGGCCGAGCCAGGGAGAUUAGUCAGGGGAGAAAGAGCGGAGAAGGCCCGUGGGAUGGGGGCUGGAACGGUGGCCUCUGCUGCGGGACUCCGGGGUCCCCAGGACGGAAGCCCUGCAGGACGCCCUCCCCUCCCCCAUCGCUGUCGGAGCGGCCCUCCCCGGGCCUCGUGGGGUGGCCCCGCGCCGCGGAGCUUCCCAGGCUUUCCAUUGGCCGUCGCGCCACGCUGGUCCGGGCAUCCCCCAGCUGACCGGCGCCCCUUCAGCUCCUGGUUCUUUGCCCCCCAGAGCGGCUCUCAGCACUUUUGGGCGGACGCCGCGGCGUGGGACCCCCGUGGGACGGGGCGCUAAAGCUUGUGUGCUGGGACUGCGAAGGCUCCGGAUGGGCCCCAGAACCGCUCCGAAUUUCACCUCUGUGGGGCCUUGGGCCAAGGCCUCCGCUCCGGGCCUCAGUUUCCUCGUCUGUAGAAUGGGGCGCCGGACUCUCUGAGGGCCCUUCCCGCCGGGGCGCCCAUGAAGGGGACGCUUGGGCUGGGCUGGGGGGAGGGCUUGGGGUGACCCCGGAGGCUCCCUCUCCGAUAGGGGAGAAUUAGGGGAGGCGCUGUAGAGGAGGGCGCGUGGCAGGCCGCUGGGGCAUCUCACGGCUCAGAAACCUGGCUCGGGGCCUGCCUGGGCUAACCACCGGAAGGAGGAAGCGGCCGGGUGUCCCCUUCCCCCUGGGGACUUCCUCUUCUCCUCUGGGGCAGGUGUAGCCGGCGGCGGCGUCUGGGACCCAGGAUGGCCGGGGGCGUCGGGGCCAGGCUCACAGACUUCCUGAAUGGGAGUCUGGCCACCUGGGUGCAGGGCCUGGCAGGGCUGGUCGGGGAGCGCCGAGAAGAGGAAGAUGAGGAGGAGGAAGCAGAGGAGCCCCUGAGCCCCGAGGGUCACUUCCUGAGACUCAGCGACGGGGCUCUGCUGCACCGGCUCAUGGGCCUCAUAGCCCCCAGCUCCCGAGGGGGCUUCGUCCUGGAGGAGUUUGGGGGGGGCCCCGGGGCUCUCCGGGUUGAGACGCCUGAACCACCUGCAGUCCCGCUCAGAGACUUCUACCAGGAGGAGCUGCAGCUGCUGAUCUUGGUGCCCCCGGACCUCCAGAGGCUGGGCUUCGAGCCCCUCUCAGAGGAGGCCAUCGAGAAGCUGGAAGAGGUCCUCAAGCUGAUGCUGGGGGCCUCGGUGCAGCGCCGGGAAUUCUUUAUUCGGCACAUCCAGGGCCUCAGCCUCGAGGUGCAAAGCGAGUUGGCGGCUGCCAUCCAGGAGGUGACCCAGCCAGGGGCGGGCAUGGUGUUGGCCCUGGCAGCGCCAGAGCCAGGAGAGCUGGCCCUCCCAGAGUUGGAGCUGCUCGUCCGCAGCCACGUGGAGGCCUUAGUGAAGCUGGCCAGGGAGCGGGACCGGCGGCCCAGGGAGUGGGGGCUGAGGGCCCCCGUGUUGUCCGGCCCUGGAAGCUGGGCCAGGAGUCCGGUUGGGCAGAAAGAAGGGCCUCCGCACUCUGAGCUCUCCUGGUGCCCAUCCCUGCCCCUCCGGCUUCCGAAAGCUGGGACGGAGUGCGAGCGGCGCGCCGGGCAUCCGUCCUCUCCCUUCCCGGGCAGGGCGUGCCAAGCUCUGGAAAGACGUCUGGAAGAAGAGAGUCGGGCCGCCCUGGCUGCCAAGAGUGAGGAAAUGAGGGCCCUGAAGGCCAGGGUGCGGGGCCUGGAGGAGCAGCUCCAGCGCCAGGCUUCCUCGGGGCUCAGGGCAGAGGAGGCUCACGGGCCUGGGGGAGCCAAGGAAGCCCCCUCUGCGGUGGAGGUGAUGCAGGAGACCCUGAGCGGGAGGCUCAUCACAGUGGAACGCAGUAACGCAGCCCUGGCCGCCGAGAAGGCUGCCUUGCAGGGACAGCUGCGGCAGCUGGAAGGACAGGUGGGGACUCUGCAAGGACGAGUCCAGGAACUGCAGCUACAGAAUCAUCAGAGUCAGGAGUAUAGCAGCCGCCUCCAGGCAGAGAAAGCCGUGCUGGAGACACAGGGCCAAGAGCUGCGGGAGAGGCUGGGGGCUCUGGACAAGGAGGUUCGAGGGGCCCGGCAGGGGCAGGAGGAGGCACGGGUCCAGCACCAGGCGCUGCUCCGGGACCAUGAGGCUUUGGGGCGGCUGCAGCAGAAGCAAGAGGUUGAGCUGGAGGGACUCCUGGGCCGGCAUCGGGAGCUGAAGGCCACGCUUAGAGAGCUGGAGCUGUCCCACAAGGAGCUGCAGGGCAGGCAUGAGCAGCUGCUGGCCCAAAGGGCCCAGAUGGAGGCCCAGGAGGUGGCUCUGCAGGGGGAACGGGAAAGGCUGGCCCAGGACAGGCUGCAUCAGAAGGGCCUGGAAGAGGAGCUCCGUCGGCUGCAGAGCGAGCAUGAGAGGGCCCAGGUGUCCUUAGCUGAUGCAUCCAGGGAGCGUGGGGAGCUCCAGGGGGAACGGGGUGAGUUGCGGGGCCGGCUGGCCCGGCUGGAGCUAGAGCGAGCGCAGUUAGAGGCUCAGGGCCAGGGCCUCCGGGAGGCCAACCAGAGGCUGGACCUAAGUGUCUGCCAGCUGACCACCCAGUGCCAGCUGCUGACCGAGCUGAGGGCUGCACAGGAGGAAGAGAAUCGGCAGCUGCUGGCUGAGGUUCAGGCUCUGAGCCGGGAAAACCGGGGUCUCAUGGAGCGGAGCCUGGAGAGCCGGGACCACCUACACAGAGAACAGCGGGAAUACCUGGACCAGCUCAAUGCUCUAAGACGAGAAAAGCAGAAGUUGGUGGAAAAGAUCAUGGACCAAUACCGGGUGCUGGAGCCGGGACCCCUGCCCCGGACCAAGAAAGGCAGCUGGCUGGCCGACAAAGUCAAAAAGCUGAUGAGACACAGGAGGGAAGGUGGCCUCCAGGGAGGACCCCGGCCGGGGAUUGAGGGAGCUGGCAGCCUGGAGAGCCUGGGAGGCCCCCUGGACUUGGAGCUCCCCGAGGGCAGAGAGGCCAAUGAAGCAGCUUCCCCAGGGCCUAUGCGCAGGGCCCAGAGCUCUCUCUGCCUUCGAGAGGAGACCUCCUCAUCUGGACAGCGGAGGAGGCUGAGCUCCCGGUUUCCUGUGGUGCGGGGUUCUGAAUCCUUCAGCCCUGGGGAUUCCCCCCGCCAGCGUUUCCGUCAGCGUCGCCCUGGGCCUUUGGGAUCACCCGGUUCUGGAAACAGAGGAUGGGAUGGCUCAGCUGAUAUCUUGGAGGGACCAGAAGCUGCUGCUGAUCAAGAGGGUCCUGUGGAACAGGAGCCCAAGAAGGCUCCUCUCACACCAUCCCUCAGCCAGUGACCCUGCUCAGCGAGUUCAGAAGCCCACAGGACUGGGAGGACCAUACCAGAGGGGGCCCAGGGCAUAUAACAUGGCUGGGGAUGGGAAGGGAGGCUGGGGCUUGGGGGAAGGCUGGGCCCACCUGCUUGUGUGAGGCCUUCAGGAGGGCAGCCUCAGGCCACAGGAGCCCUUUUACCCCAAGCCUAGAAGCAGGUGGCUGGGGGUUUGAGGGACCCCUGGACCCUCCCGGCUUUGGCUUCUGCUCCAUUCCAUGGAAUUCAACCCUGUGUACCAAGCCCCUCCUCGUACAAGGCCCCAUUUCUGUUAUUUAAACCCUUGCUUUGACUUUGGCCAGGCAGGAAUAAAGCUUAUGAUGGAAGGUG